AUGUUGCAAGAACUAUUUCUCAGCAUUGUCCAAACGUUGGAGGCUCGUGAUGAAUACUUCCAGUAUCGGGAAGAUGGCAUCGGCAGACCCGGACUUACGCCGUUGCAGAAGUGCACGGUUGCGCUCCGGCAAUUGGCCUACGGCACCACGGCAGAUAUGUUCGACGAGUACCUUCACGUUGGGGAGACAACUGGCCGUGAGGGCUUGAAGAAUUUUUGUAGGGGAGUUGUGGAGGCUUUUAGCAACACAUAUUUGCGAAAGCCGACUGUUGCGGAUUGCCAGGCCCUGAUGAAGAUGCACGAGAUGGCGCACGACUUUCCUGAAAUGCUAGGGAGCAUCGAUUCGGGGUCGAACAACGACAUCAACGUCCUCAACUCCUCCAACCCCUUCACCAAGCUAUGCAAUGGUAAAAGCCCGGUCAUCGAGUUCACUGCCAACGGACGCCAAUAUCACAUGGGAUACUAUUUGGCCGAUGGCAUAUACCCAAGGUGGCAUGUUUUUAUUAAGACGAUCAACUGCCUAAUAGGUGACAGGAGAGUUUUAUUCGCGCAAAUGCAAGAGGUUUCGCGGAAGGAUGUGGAGCGGGCAUUUGGGGUGCUCCAAUCGCGAUGUGCAAUAUUGAAGGGUCUAACGCGGUUCUGGUACAAGGACGUCAUCGCCGAUGUCAUGUAUGCGUGCAUCAUCUUGCAUAAAAUGAUAGUCGAACACGAAGGUGGAAGAGUCACCGAGUUGGGCGAUGAUGAAGUUUGA
Salvia hispanica is the source of this 750-nucleotide messenger RNA. RefSeq lists its product as uncharacterized. Lineage: Eukaryota; Viridiplantae; Streptophyta; Magnoliopsida; Lamiales; Lamiaceae. The record is from RefSeq and is a predicted model, not a curated record.